AAGCGGAGCCAUUUACCACAGCAAUGUCAGCCCAAUCCGAGGCUGGGGAAAUGCACAUUGCACGGUCCUUGUGUGGACCCAUCGCAGCACAGAAAAUAACGGCGCGAGUAGGCUACUACGGAGCGAUGGCACCGCCGACUGAUGCGUCUUCAGCACAGCCUCACGGAUCCCAGGAAAAAACACUCGUGGGAAUUUAAAGAUGCAUUGAUUUAGCAUAUUUGAAUGCAUCGCAUCAACUCCGCUCACGCCACCAAAACGUGAUUGAUCUGAUGAUGGUUUUCUAGAACAUACUGUUCAGUUUUGGCCAUCACAACAGACUGAAGAUCCGAUCCAUCACCGAUGCGUUAAUCGCAAGUCCGUCACAGUGGUGCUAAUAUUAUCUUCUCGACAUCGGAAUAAGAACAUCUGUUGUGAUUCAUAGGAGCCAGUUGCACCAGCUCUAUAGUAUUCGAGCAUCCUUCCGCCAGUGCAUCAUCAUCAUCAUCAUCAUCAUCGCGCCCUGCAGCUCCAUCGCAAGAGGGAGGAUCCGCAGAGGAGCUCUCUGGGCAACACUACACACACAAUCAGAGGAUGCUUUGGAUGUAAAAUAAAUAACGAUGGGGAAAGAUCAGGAAUUACUUCAAGCGGUGAAGACUGAGGACCUGAUGACGGUGCAGAAGCUCCUGCAGAGGCCCAAACCUGGGAAAGCAAAGUUGCUGGGUUCUGCCAAGAAGGUGAACGUCAACUUCCAGGACACUGAUGGAUUUUCACCACUGCACCAUGCAGCUCUCAAUGGAAAUGUGGAGGUUAUAUCACUGCUGCUGGAGUCUCAGGCCAUAGUGGACAUCAGGGACCAGAAAGGGAUGCGGCCUCUGCAUUAUGCAGCAUGGCAGGGAAAGUCAGAGCCCAUGAAGUUGCUACUGAAGUCAGGCUCCUCAGUGAACGGUCAAUCUAAUGAGGGUCAGAUCCCCCUGCACCUGGCUGCUCAACACGGACACUAUGACGUAUCUGAGAUGCUUCUGCAGCAUCAGUCGAACCCCUGCAUAGUGGACAAUGGUGGGAGGACCCCACUGGACCUGGCUUGUGAAUUCGGCCGGGUUGGGGUGGUCCAGCUGCUACUGAGCAGUAACAUGUGUGCAGCUCUAUUGGAGCCCAAGCCUGGAGAUUCGACUGAUCCCAACGGCACCAGCCCGCUGCAUCUCGCUGCCAAGAACGGACACAUCGACAUCAUUAGAUUGCUGAUCCAGGCUGGGAUCGACAUCAACAGGCAGACCAAAGCGGGCACUGCCCUCCAUGAGGCUGCGCUGUGUGGGAAGACUGAUGUGGUGCGCCUCCUGCUGGAUAGUGGCAUCAAUGCAACAGUGAGAAACACAUACAGCCAGACAGCGCUGGACAUCGUCUACCAGUUCACUGCUACACAGGCCAGCCGAGAGAUCAAGCAGAUGCUGCGAGGUAAGAAAAGGGAUGCCUCAGCAGCCUUGCAGGUCAGGGCACUGAAGGACUACUGUAACAAUUACGACCUGACUAGCCUUAACAUAAAGGCUGGAGAUGUCAUCACGGUUCUGGAGCAACAUUCAGACGGAAGGUGGAAGGGCUGCAUCCAUGAUAACCGCACAGGAAAUGACAGAGUGGGCUACUUCCCCUCCAGCUUGGUGGAAAUGAUCAGUAAGAGGCCUGGGGCUGCGGGUUCAUGGAGUACAGUCACUUGUACCCAACAGUAUCAAAAGAUACAGCUCUGUGUGCCGGUGUGCGGCCCUGUGUCGCCCGCCGUUGCCAUGGUGAAUGGGGACUCGUAUCAUGAGAUUCAUAUCCUGCCGCCUCCUCCACCUCCGCCACCACAUUCCCAUCUGCCACUUUUCACUUCCUUUGGCUAUAGCAGGUCCCCAAAAACCUCAGGAGAGCCGCACAGUGGACAAGAAACAAAGAAUGACCAAGAUUUGGCUAGUUCUCGCGGCUCAGAGUCCAGUCCACAUGGCUCACCCACCCCAGCUGGUGGUCCCCAGGGCAGCAGCAGCGAGGAGAUCUGGGUGCUGCGCAAACCUGUGGCAGGUGGAGACCGCAGCAGUGUGGGUAGUUCAGGCAGCGUGGCCAGUGCCAGAUCCUCUGGUAGUGGACAGAGUGCAGGCAGCAGCACUAUCCUUCAUGCACAGGCAGAGGGAGUCAAGCUUCUGGCCACGGUUUUGUCCCAGUCUGCCAAAGCUAAAGAAAACCUGCUGGAGCAGACCAAGUCUUUGGACCACCCCUCUCACGCUUCCAGCAACAAGGGACCCUCCUCACGCAGUCAGAGUAUAUCAAGCUGUCCACUUCAUGAGCAGCCGUAUGGGGAUGCGGUGUCCCAGAGGAAAGGGGAGGCGCUGCCUGAGGGGAAGAGCUCAGAGGCUGUUAUCGAAUGGCUGAGUGAAUUUCAGCUGCAGGUCUACGCUCCAAACUUCAUCAGCACCGGCUAUGAUAUUCCUACCAUUAGCCGAAUGACCCCAGAGGAUUUAACAGCUAUUGGAGUAACCAAACCAGGACAUCGAAAGAAGAUAUCUUCAGAGAUCAAUAAGAUCACUGUUAAUGAGUGGCUGUCUGACAAAAAACCGGUGAGCGAAUCGCCAGAGCCAGUCCAGGAUAGACAACGCAAUGAAACCCAGCCAAGAUCUAGUGGGAGCUCAGCAGAGAACCUUCCAUUUGCUGAGGAUGGAAACAUCACCAUCAAUCAAAGACCUAGACAGGGCAAAGAUGAGACUGAGGAGGGACUAGAAAUGUCAUACUCUUUACCCCAGGAGAACCCUUCACAUGUGGAUGCCACAGCCUCGCUGAAAAGGAUGGUCCAGAGCACCAAGCAGCAACCAAAUGGCACCAAGUUCCAUCUCACAGAGUCAAAUACGGUUAAGCGCCGCCCCAAGAGCAAAGACAAAGAUACAGAAGAACUUCAGGAUGGGCAGAUGCCCGUACCAUUUGAGAAUGGGACUGGCACCAUUAAAAGGCGCCCUGUUUCAGAAGUGACUGUUUCAGAACAGCCCAGGCCACAGGAACAUCCUGAGAACUCACCCCGUCGGGACAGUGCAGACCUGGAAGGCCAUGUUACUGAGAGUGCCCCUCGUAGGUCCGUCAAACCUCCGGUGUCCCCCAAACCAGUUCUGGCCCAGCACAUGAAGAAACAAGGACCACCAGCUGCCAUCACCAAGAAAGCCCCAUUUCCUGGACCAACUGGGGCACCUGGCAGCCCAGGUACUACACAGUGCGGCCCUUUCACUUGCCCUGUCUUUACACAAUUAUUUGAAGGAAAGAAAGUACCUCCUCCAAUUUCACCGAAACCUACACCUCCUCCCACAGCUCCCAAACCAUCCAAAAAUGUUCUGCAGUCUUUAAAUGCGACAACUAAUCCCACUCCCACGCCCUCUCCAGCCAAGCAGACUGUCACCAGAAUGGACAGCACAGCUUCUGCUCAGAACAACCCCCCUGUCAAAGCUACAACCCCACCAGCCUUGAGUGCGCAGACUCCACACACACCCCAGUCUCCUCACACCCCACAGACACCUCAAACACCCCAAACCCCACAGACACCCCAAACUCCCCAGACAUCAGGUCCCCCAACCCCCAUCCCUACACCACCACCUGUGAAGCCCCCUCGCUCUUCAAUCAGUGGGGUGUCCAUGGACAGUUCUGCUGGAUCAGCGUUUGUUGCAGGGGUAGUGACAGUAGAUGCAGUGCACCAGAAGAUAGAGGAGACCAGUGCCUCACUGGCUGCAGCCCUGCAGGCUGUAGAAGAGAAGAUCAAGGAGGAUGGGCAAAAAGACUCAUUGGCUGAAAACAAGAGCACAGUGAGCAUCCUAGACGACAUCGGCAGCAUGUUCGAUGACCUGGCCGACCAGCUGGAUGCCAUGCUGGAGUGAAGAGCACAACCUGUGUCUCUGUGGCACAACCUCAGGGCCCCGGGAGAGCACAAGGGCACAAUGACCAACAACAUACCACCUAUCCCUUCCUAAUCCUCAACCCUGGCUCCUCUCACCCCUCUUUUCUCCUCCCCUUUCCCCAUCGCCAUGAAACACCUAUCUCUCCUCUCUCCCUCCGAGUUGGUUUGCACAAACCCGAGCUGAUGUACCUCAGGACUGGGCAGAAGGCCAUCCAGGGCUUUAAACAUCAAAGACAGAGCAGAGGGUGGAGAGCAGAUGUUGGGUUUUAAUACAUAAAGCUCAACUCUCCGUCCAUGGAAUAUCUCUAUCUACUAUGAGCAAUGAGUAGUAAAAUAAUAUGAAAACAAUAAUAACUGUAUAUGAAAUAAUAGUAUGGUAUGUGUAUAUUGUAAGCAUGAGGAAAGUUUGUAUCUAUAAAGAAAAAAAUCUCAUAGUGAGAGUCAUGCAUCAGUACAGUUAUAUAUAUAUAUAAAUA
Messenger RNA from Sinocyclocheilus grahami, 4353 nucleotides. RefSeq names its product caskin-1-like. The record is from RefSeq and is a predicted model, not a curated record. Gene Ontology annotation, molecular function: protein binding. Bases 597 to 3857 code for a protein of 1086 amino acids. NCBI's taxonomy places the organism in Eukaryota, Metazoa, Chordata, Actinopteri, Cypriniformes, Cyprinidae. The transcript is spliced from 21 exons.